Messenger RNA from Anopheles coluzzii, 801 nucleotides. RefSeq names its product glutathione S-transferase 1-1-like. The transcript is spliced from 2 exons. Lineage: Eukaryota; Metazoa; Arthropoda; Insecta; Diptera; Culicidae. Gene Ontology annotation, molecular function: glutathione transferase activity. Bases 88 to 732 code for a protein of 214 amino acids. The record is from RefSeq and is a predicted model, not a curated record. Gene Ontology annotation, biological process: glutathione metabolic process.
CUCAAGUGACACUGUUGCCCGGCCGUUGCCUCAGUUGCGAUUAGGUUCUUUCCGUGUGCUCCGGACGCAGACGCGCUUCUUCGCGGUAUGGAUUUCUAUCAUCUUCCCCUGUCGGCCCCGUGCCAAUCGAUCCGUCUGUUGGCCAAAGCGCUCGGUCUACAUUUGAACCUAAAGGAGGUCGACCUGUUGAAAGGUGAACACCUGAAACCGGAGUUCCUGAAGAUCAACCCACAACACACCGUCCCGACGCUGGUCGACAAUGACUUUGUGCUGUGGGAAUCGAGAGCGAUCCUGACGUACCUGUGCGAAAAGUACGGCAAAAACGACGGCCUCUAUCCGAAGGAUCCGAAAAAGCGUGCCGUCGUGAACCAGCGCCUGUACUUCGACAUGGGCACGCUGUACCAGCGGUUCUCGCAAGCCUUCUACCCGGUCAUGAUGGAGGGCAAGGAGCUGAACCCCGAACUGGUGGUGAAGCUAGACGAAGCGCUCGAGUUUUUGGAAAGCUUCCUCGACAAAACACCCUUCGCUGCGGGCGAUAAGCUAACGGUUGCCGAUUUCAGUCUGCUGACGAGCAUCACUACCAUCGACGUGACGGCCGGGCACGAUCUCAGCAAGUACGCCAACAUUCAGCGUUGGUACAGCCAGCUGAAGGAGUCGGUGGCGGGACAUCAGGACAUUUGCGUCGAAGGUGCCAUCCAGUUCCGUGACUCGUUCAACCCGAUCAACAAGUAAACCCAAAAAAAAAGAAACAAUGCCAUCCAUCGCAAACGGUAAAAUAAACAACAACGUGGAUGCGAAAAA